Molecule: messenger RNA, 1053 nt
Organism: Colletotrichum gloeosporioides
Lineage: Eukaryota; Fungi; Ascomycota; Sordariomycetes; Glomerellales; Glomerellaceae
Product: Dehydrogenase azaJ
Exons: 5
Coding region: 1-1053 (350 amino acids)
Molecular function (GO): oxidoreductase activity, acting on NAD(P)H
Source: RefSeq, a predicted model, not a curated record
AUGGCCGCGAAACAGUGUCAGGCUCUUGUUACUGAAGUCCUGAGUACAGGACUGCCGACUAUCGUUAAGAAGGCGAUUCCCGUACCUCAGCCGGCGUCCAAUCAGGCCUUGGUGAAAGUUUCAUACGUCGCCCAGAACCCGACCGACGUUCAAGCGCUUGACAGAAAUGCCUUUGGCGAAGGCGCAGUCCUUGGCUGUGACUUCGUCGGCACGGUUGAGGAAACUGGCGAUCAGGCGCGAAAGCUCAACAAAGGGGAUUUGAUAGCCGGUUUCAUCUGGGGCGGCGAGAUCAAAGGCCUCGGAGGUUACAGCGAGUACACUCUGGCGGACAACAAUAUUAGUUUCCGCCUUCCCAAGAACAUUACCCCCGAAGAAGCUGCUACACUGCCUCUGGCAUCGAUGACGGCUUGGCUUGCCCUCUUCUCCAAAGAUUGCCUGGCUAUUCCCAGAGUCAGCGGUAAAAAGGCGUCAGUUUUGAUCUGGGGUGGAAGCUCAAGCGUCGGCCUGUAUGCGAUCCAGAUCGCGGCUCUGCAUGGCUUCGAGGUGGUCACAACUUGCAGCGCCCGUCACUUUGAUCUGGUGAAGCGUCUGGGUGUUACGCACGCAUUUGACUAUCACGAUGAUGACGUUAUAGACUUUAUUAAGAAGGCGGUACCAGGUAUCAAGUAUGCAUUCGACACCAUCGGGAACAAGACUUCGUCUGGUCUAACCUCGCGGGCUAUCGACGAGGAUGGCAGUGGUUUGUGUACUGUGAGGCCGGGGAAGGCAAACAUCGACGGAGUCACAAAGCAGACAAAGGUGUCUGAUGUGUUUGUCUUCACUGCUUUCCUGAAAGAACACCGCUAUGGGAAGUUUCACUGGCCUGCACAUGAGGAGGACCACAGGCUUGGAACUGAGUUCUUUGAGAAGCUUCCUGGCUGGGUUGAGGAUGGGAAGAUUAGGCCCUCUAAGCCUACUCUUGUUCCUGGUGGUCUUGACGGCGUGAUGAAAGGAUUCCAGGAGUACCGAGAUGGAAAUGUCUCGGCUACUAAGCUCGUCUAUAAGCUGAACUAA